AUGCCUAACUUAUAUCCACUUCCGACCAAUCAACGAUUCGUAUUCUUCUUCAACUCAGUUGCUGCUACAUUAUGGUUUUGUUGUUUAGGUAGAUUUCUUAUAUUACUUCCAUUAGUAGGGAGGAAAUUUUUACCAGGAGGAAUAGCAGAUUUCUUUCAUAUUGUUUCUUUAACCCCAUUAUUUGGAUUCUUACUUUUGAAAUCAAUAUUAUAUACAAAUGUUAAGUUAUCAGACUUAUGGGCAUUAUUCAAUGGAUUAAAAAUGGCUUGGAUUUGUUACGGAGUAAUUUUCCCCCAUCCUAAGAUUGCAAAACAUACUUCAUAUUCAUUGUUGAUUCUGGCUUGGUGCAUUCAGUAUGUGAUUCAUUAUAGUUAUCAUGCUUUUAGAAUCAAAACCAGAAGUUCGCCUUGGUUCUUGUUUUGGCUACAAUAUCAUAAUUUUUACAUAACUUAUCCUGUUGGAUUAGUUGCUGAAAUGAUACUUAUUUUCUUAAGUUUGAUGUUUGUUGAAGAUGAUCUGAUUUAUGAAUAUGUUCUUAAAUUUGCAUUAUUAAGUUAUAUACCCGUGGCAUACUUUGCUUGGAAUAAUUUACGAAAAAGAAGGAAUUUGAAAUAUACUGAAGUCCUUUCAAAGAGAAACAGAAGCAAAUUGCAAGCUAGUAACACAGAAUCUUCAGCUAAUACUUCUGGAGUGUCGAAUGAAACUCAAGAAACAGAAUUAAGAGAGCUUAGUUAG
Messenger RNA from Hemisphaericaspora subhashii, 735 nucleotides. RefSeq lists its product as uncharacterized. Gene Ontology annotation, cellular component: endoplasmic reticulum membrane. Gene Ontology annotation, molecular function: 3-hydroxyacyl-CoA dehydratase activity. Gene Ontology annotation, biological process: fatty acid elongation; very long-chain fatty acid biosynthetic process; sphingolipid biosynthetic process. The record is from RefSeq and is a predicted model, not a curated record. The coding region runs from base 1 to 735 and encodes 244 amino acids. The transcript has a single exon. Lineage: Eukaryota; Fungi; Ascomycota; Pichiomycetes; Serinales; Debaryomycetaceae.